Molecule: messenger RNA, 621 nt
Organism: Rodentolepis nana
Lineage: Eukaryota; Metazoa; Platyhelminthes; Cestoda; Cyclophyllidea; Hymenolepididae
Source: the annotation of a GenBank genome assembly
AUGGAGGAAACUGCUCUUCAAUGUAUGGUUGAGUUUCUAUUUCAGGAGAAAUUUCUGUGGCCAUAUUUAUGUACUUUUCGCGUUAGAAGGCCGAAUCGUGAUUGUGAAGGUCUUCCGCUAGAGUUAGGUCUGUUCCCAUUUGUGGCAACGAGUUAUGAGGCGAAUAAAAAGAAAACCCAAAUUAUUAAACUCAAAUCUGAAUGGUCUGAAGUCGAACUCAUAUGCCUCCAGAACGAUUUGAAUAACGGCCUCGGAUUUGGUCUACUUGGGAACAAAACCACUGGAGUACUUGUACGAAACAUUGUUCCAGGUGGUAGCGCUGACCUCGGUGGUAAUCUGCGUCCCGGUGACCUAAUACUUCGGGUUGGAGAUGUUUCUACACGAGGUCUUAGUCCCGAUCAAGUUGCUCGGAUCCUUCGUCAAACCGCCAUCGCUAAUUACAACCUUCGAGGGGCAUCAGCAGAAACAAAUUCAAGCACAAGUUCAACCUCAACUACAACUACUUCACCCAUUAUGUCAACCACGCCAUCUGUAAGCCUAUUGGUCGCACGAUCUGCUCAAGGUAGCCCGACAACUUUGGCCACUGUCUUUGAAAAACAAAGCCAACACCCACAACUCUGA